GCGCACGUGGGAUAGUUUCUCUGACGUUCGAUCAGCUGAUUUAUAGCGUCCGCGGCACAGGCGGCAGUCAUUACCGGAUAAAGUUGGAAAGUUGUGAUUAGUUCGCGUGAAUUCCCCAAAAGUUGUUCGUUGUUUUCAGAGCCGGUCGACAUGAACUCUAAACAAUCGAGACAAAGACCGACGGCCCGGGUCGACACACAGAAAUGGCAUCAGGCGAUAAUGUUGGAGCAGACAAAGUUACUUCAAGCGAAAAGUGAAUUGAAAAAACUGAUCGCUACCGUCAAUGGUCAUUUGAAUGCGUUGAAGGUAGAAGAACUCCAACUCAGAGCAAACUUAGUCAAAACCGAAAUGCAAUCUUCGCAAUCAGAGCUACAGCCUAUACUAUCAGCGACAGCACACGACUUCGACACUAAUGCAGAAAUAAUCAAUCAACAGGAUCUCGACUUAGAUGUUCUUUUAGCGAAUGUGUUUGCUUCAGACGAGGACGAGGAAGACGACUGACUGGCAUUCGCUCUUGGUACUAAAAUCAAAUUUGUAUCUUUAAGGAAUAUUUAAAUAAAACUCGUUUUAUAUAAAACUCAAUAAAGUUUUCUUUCUCA
Messenger RNA from Hermetia illucens (black soldier fly), 599 nucleotides. RefSeq lists its product as uncharacterized. The record is from RefSeq and is a predicted model, not a curated record. Gene Ontology annotation, biological process: transcription by RNA polymerase II; transcription initiation at RNA polymerase III promoter. Gene Ontology annotation, cellular component: nucleus. Lineage: Eukaryota; Metazoa; Arthropoda; Insecta; Diptera; Stratiomyidae. The transcript has 2 exons. Bases 151 to 501 code for a protein of 116 amino acids.